GAACUGACGGCUCCAGGGUGGGAUUAAAUUACCACUUGCUUCCUUUCCUCACUGUCCUUCCUAUUAGCUCCUAUGAAUUUACAGCUGUAGCAGCUUCCCCUGGCUGAGAGCUGUGAGCAAAUUUCCCAUUAUGGCUCUAGACAAAGUGAAGAGUCUCUUGUCUGAUGCAGGGGUCAAUGUGUGCAUUGUCUCAGCUGUACUUUGUGGUUCAGCCACUGCAAUCGUGGUGGUCAAAUGGGUGAAUCAGAGAUGGGUUCAGAAGAAACUCAAAGAGGCCAAGAGGAGGCGAGAGCUUGGCUUUCAACAAAUGGAGAAGGCAGCAAGACAGUUUAAACAGCAGAACCCAGGAGUGAAAGCUGCUUCAAUUCUAUCUCUUCCUCUUGUGGAACUGGCUGCGAAGUUGAAAGAUGGUUCAUUGUCUCCAGAAAGUGUGCUCUACACCUACAUGGAAAAGGCCUUAGAGGUAACCCGGCAAAUCAACUGCGUGACAGACUUCCUUCCAGAGUGCGAGGAACAGCUCCGGGAAUUGAAAAAAAUGGAGAAAGGAUUGCUGUAUGGAGUCCCUGUCAGUAUCAAGGAAAAUGUGGCUUGCAAGGGGUAUCCCAACACACUUGGCUUGGUGAAAUUUCUAGACUGUCCUGAGCAGGAGGACUCUGUGAUAGUCAAGGUUUUAAAGAAACAAGGGGCAAUUCCAUUUGUGAAGACUAACACGUCACAGGCCAUAUUAAACAUUGACUGUGGCAAUACAGUCUUUGGACAAACCUUGAAUCCUUUCAACCACAAGAAAACAUCUGGAGGUUCCAGUGGAGGUGAAGCAGCCCUCGUUGGAGGAGGAGGGUCCAUUCUUGGGAUUGGGACAGAUGUGGCUGCAAGCAUUCGAGUGCCAUGUGGCUUCUGUGGGAUCUGUGGGUUCAAACCAACUGGCUAUAGGCUGAGCGUCAAAGGUGCUACCACUCCUGUAGCUGGAAUGAACUCAGUCAUCUCUGUGACAGGCCCAAUGGCAAGAGACGUGGACAGUCUGGUUCUGUGCAUGAGGGCCCUCCUGUGUGAUGAAUUAUUUCAUCUGGAUUCAGCUGUACCCCCAUUUCCCUUUAACGAGGAGAUUUACUCUAGCUCCAGGCCCCUCAGGAUUGGCUACUAUGAUGGAGAUGGUUAUUUCCAGCCGUCACCCAGCAUGAGACGAGCUGUGCAGGAAACCCGAAAACUGCUACAGGAAGCAGGGCAUACUCUUAUACCCUUCACUCCUCCUCGGAUUGAUUUUUUGGUGGAUGAGCUCUUCACCAAAGGCCUCUAUGCUGAUGGAUGUUCUACAUUAGUGGAAAAGUUUGCUGGAGAGUUUGUGGAUGCCACUUGGACAAACCAGACACGUUGUUACAGAUUGCCAAAUCUCCUGAAAAGGAUCCUGGCUCUCGUUUUAAUGCCUGUGUUUCCACGAAUCUCCCGACAUCUGAAUGCCCUCAUUGGAGUAGGGUCAGUGAAAAAUUUCUGGAAGAACAACGUUGACCGGAUGGCUUACCGUGAUGAGUUUGUUGCAGAAUGGAGGAAGCUGAAGCUGGAUGUUGUGCUUUGUCCAGCUUUGGGACCAGCUUUUAAUCUGGGAUAUGCUGGCAAGCUAUUUGUUGCUACUACUUACACACAUUUAUACAACGUCUUGAAUUUUCCGGCUGGAGUUGUACCAGUUUCUACGGUUUCACAGGCAGAUGAGGAAGAGCUGAAGCUUUACAAAGGGCUUUACGGUGACCCCUGGGAUAAGAGAAUGAAGGAGGCUGUGGAAGGUGGUGUUGGACUCCCUGUGGCUGUCCAGUGUGUGGCCUUGCCGUGGCAGGAGGAGCUGUGUCUUCGGUUCAUGAAGGAGGUCGAAACUGUCUCUCAUGAAAGGAGGGGCAGGAGGAAAAUCUGAGCCUGUCAGAAAGGAGCACUGUAUCUGCUAAUAAAAGUGUUUUUGAUUGGCUU
Messenger RNA from Rhineura floridana, 1953 nucleotides. RefSeq names its product vitamin D3 hydroxylase-associated protein-like. Gene Ontology annotation, biological process: fatty acid catabolic process. The record is from RefSeq and is a predicted model, not a curated record. The transcript has 15 exons. The coding region runs from base 131 to 1900 and encodes 589 amino acids. Gene Ontology annotation, molecular function: fatty acid amide hydrolase activity; amidase activity. NCBI's taxonomy places the organism in Eukaryota, Metazoa, Chordata, Lepidosauria, Squamata, Rhineuridae.